This is a messenger RNA of Pecten maximus, 1659 nucleotides long. RefSeq names its product sodium-dependent glucose transporter 1-like. The record is from RefSeq and is a predicted model, not a curated record. Bases 1 to 1554 code for a protein of 517 amino acids. Lineage: Eukaryota; Metazoa; Mollusca; Bivalvia; Pectinida; Pectinidae. Gene Ontology annotation, biological process: transmembrane transport. The transcript is spliced from 3 exons.
AUGUGUGCGAUAUAUCGGACUCGCUUUACCAACGUAAACAAUAAUCAAUCAAUCAGACGAUUAUAUGAAAGUUAUUUUUUGUUGACAUUGCAGGGAUGGGGAAAGGGUCAGUUCGGCCCAGCAUAUAUCGACUUGCGGGUCAUUAGCAAUACUGACCUAGAGCAAGGAUCUUGGAUUCUAACAUCUUUUUUCAUCGGCUAUUCCAUGGGCUCUGUGCUUGAGGGAAUAUUGCAUGACCGAGUUAACCGGAAAUUGAUGUUCAGUGCAUCCUUGUUCAUAUGGUCUAUCGUCAUAGCAGGAAUUCCCUGGUGCUCAAUUUUUGAGGCCAUGUUAUGUGGUUAUAUCUUGAUAGGAAUUCUUCAGGGGAUUCUUGACACUGGUGGAAACACAGAAAUGCUACGAGUAUGGGAGAAAAGGGGUCGGGAAGCAAUUCUAAAAAUGAACUUGAUAUUUGCCGUUGGAAGUGUGAUAGCUCCACUCGUGGUAGCGCCUUUCCUUAUGGACCCUCCACGUGGUGGAAACGCUCUUAACUACACGGCUAAUAGUUCUCACCAGGCAGAACUCACACAGAAUAUGUCCAGCAUAUCGGCAAAUCAACAGCUUAUAUAUUCUUAUGAGGAAGGUCAUUCUAGUGAAACGGCCAUUCCUAUAUCAAAUUAUUCAAAUUCAAUAAAUAAAGGAAAUUUAUCAGAUUAUGAUUUUCUAGGAAACCUAUUUGAGUCAAAGUCGGAGAUCUAUAUUCCAUUUUCACUAAGUGCUGCUCUCUCACUUGUCGCUUCCUUCAUGUACAUUUUGUCAUAUGCAUUAUAUUCAAAAGAACGGACUCGCCAAACAAAGAAAGGACAUAAACAACGAAAGGCUAGAAAACUCCCCCCUCCUAUCAAGUUAUGCACACUCACUUUGCUUAACGCCUUGUUUUUCUUCUACUGUGGCAUAGAUGAGGCAUAUACCGCGUUUCUACCUACUUACUGCGUCGAGCAAUUUCAUUGGUCAAAACAGGAAGGGGCUUUUUUGGCGUCAUUGGUGUUUAUAUCAAUUCUCGUUGCACGGGUAUUAACAGUUAUAUUCGAAAGGUGGAUAGACACAUUGAUUAUUAUUGGAAUAAAUUUCAUAGUGAUGUUUAUGUCAAUUUUGGGGCUCUUAAUUGUAUCCCUGUAUGAUUUUGAUACUGGUGUUUGGUUCCUUUCUCCUUUGUACGGAUUUGCAAAAUCUUGUCUGUUUGCACUAUUACUUAGUUGGUGCAACGAAUAUAUAACACCUAUGACUGGAAAUAUAUCUGCUUGUUUUUUUGUCACGGCAACGUUAGGUUGUGCAUCUAACCCAGUUAUCCUGGGUUUAUUGAUGGAAAAUGACCCUGUAUGGUAUUGCUACCUCUUUCUUAUUGAAAUUGUAGUUGUAUUGGUGAUAUAUAUUCUUUGUUUAUUUCUAACGAAAUAUAUCGUACGUAACUAUGGUAAUACAUACGAUGCUGAACCGGAUAUUGUAAAAGUAGCAUACGCUGAAGAUGAUACAUUUCUUGAUCACAAAAACAAAGAAAUUGAAAAUUUAACAUGAAUUUACAUUUAAAUUCGAAAUGUCCAUUUCAGUAUAAUGAAUUUUUUACGAUGUUCAUUAAUUUGUUUUUAAUAAAACAUAUUACGUUGGCACUACUUGUCAGAA